AUGCGCGACACGGUUAACCAAAAAUUGCCUUGCAUCAUCUUGACCAUGGAUAUUGAUCCGUACAAAGUGCUCCAAGUGGAGGUUUCCGCUUCGCCUUUGGAAAUCAAAAGAGCAUAUAAAAAGCUCAGUCUACAGUACCAUCCAGAUAAAAUCCAGCAACUCAAGUCAGAAGUGGCCAAGGAUCGUUUCCCUCAGAUCCAAUUCGCCUAUAGCAUUUUAUCCGACCCACAGAAAAGACACCGCUAUGAUACAACAGGACUGGUGGAUGGUGUGAGCGAAGAAGCGUUUGACUGGAAACAGUACUUUGACGAAACCACCGAGAAAAUCACUCUUGACAUGAUUGUUGAGGACAGGGCCAAGUACCAAGGUUCCGAGGAAGAAAGGGAAGACAUCUUGCACAACUUUGUCUAUUACGAAGGCGACUUUCUACGCCUUUUCGAGGUGAUUCCGCAUUUGGAAUUCGACGAGGUGCUGGAAAGCCGGGUCUUUGAUUUGGUGGAAGAGGCUCUUGACAAGGGCGAUAUCACGGUGGAUAAAGCUGUUACCAAGUCGUGGGAUAAGUACAAGCGGUCCCGGAAAACGAAAGUCAAACAGAUGCUUAAUAAGUUGGCCAAGGAGGCUAAACAGGCGGAAAAGGCGCUCAAAAGCAUGAAACAGAAGAAAAUCAACGGCGAAGGCGAUUUGAAAGCGCUCAUCCAAAAGAGACAAUCGGAGAGAAUGGACGAUUUGGUGUCAAAGUUGGAGGCCAAGUACACCAAGGGAAAGAAGAGAUCUUUGCCCGAUGACGAAGAGUUUGCACGCAUCCAGGAGAAAAUGAGACGCAACCGGUGA
Clavispora lusitaniae ATCC 42720 is the source of this 831-nucleotide messenger RNA. RefSeq lists its product as uncharacterized. Gene Ontology annotation, molecular function: heat shock protein binding. NCBI's taxonomy places the organism in Eukaryota, Fungi, Ascomycota, Pichiomycetes, Serinales, Metschnikowiaceae. The record is from RefSeq and is a predicted model, not a curated record. Gene Ontology annotation, cellular component: nucleus; cytoplasm.